AUGGCGACCUUCUGGGAUAUAGAACAGGGGUUGAUUAUGUGUGCUGUGCCUGCCCUCCGGGUUGUACCCCAUUAUUCUGCGAACCAGACCUUCAUUGACUUCAUGGACGUUUUAGUCGGCCGGCCGUCUAUCUGCUCCACAAUCGUCGUCGGCUAUCCAAAGAUGUUCGGCCGACGUAAGAUUGCAGGUGAUGUUGACUACUCCUUCGACGAAUCAAGUUGCAACUCGUGGGCCUUCCAAGCCGGCUAUCGCGUUCACGACGACCUGCAGUCCACUUAA
Molecule: messenger RNA, 279 nt
Organism: Sparassis crispa
Lineage: Eukaryota; Fungi; Basidiomycota; Agaricomycetes; Polyporales; Sparassidaceae
Exons: 2
Coding region: 1-279 (92 amino acids)
Source: RefSeq, a predicted model, not a curated record